Mizuhopecten yessoensis (Yesso scallop) is the source of this 1854-nucleotide messenger RNA. RefSeq lists its product as uncharacterized. The transcript is spliced from 8 exons. The coding region runs from base 101 to 1309 and encodes 402 amino acids. Lineage: Eukaryota; Metazoa; Mollusca; Bivalvia; Pectinida; Pectinidae. The record is from RefSeq and is a predicted model, not a curated record.
CGGAAAUUUGCGUGCGAUAUUUAUCAGCAGUAUUUUGCGAUUAUUUUUAGAAAAUUUACCGAAGACCGUUCUUUUUUAUAAAAACUUUACAACAGUUGACAUGGAUGACGCAAAAAGAUCUGAGAACGUUCACGUUAACAGUCGGAUACCCCGACCAUCAAGAGGAAGGGUACCACCCUACCUUGUAUCAGCUCCAGUAACCCGUCGAGCUGGAAGCAAGAGGAGACUCCAGGAGCCAGCGUGUCCCAUAAAUGCAAAGGACCCGAAAAUUGUGGAAAAAAUAAACGACUGGCUGUCGGGUUUAAGGAGAAAAGUAGACGAAGAGCAAAAAACGAGUUCCUCUGGUGAAAUGUCCCCGACACACUCCGAGGGCUCACAAGUUUAUGCUGACAGGGUUUCGUGCCUAGACCAACAAAACGACAAAUACAAACGACGAAUCAAAAGUCACAGCAAGUCAAAAAACGCCCGACGACGCCAGCAAAACAAUGUAUAUCAAAACACUGAGUGUAGCUCACCGAACACUACAAAUAGCCCCGCAAUCGGUAGCUAUAGUCAGCCAAGUCUUGGUUAUAACGACCAAUACGUGGACAAAAAUGAUCAAGGUUACAAUUUCAAUGACCAAGGUACUAGCCUUUUCGUGUUUAGUGCAAGCUACCAGAAUCCAAAUAGUGCUUGUAACGAAUCACAGGGAAGUAACACCACUGAGCUUAACAAGGAACGAGACACCCCGGAACCUAUUGAUCUUGUUGCUUCGAAGACGUACAUGUAUGUUUUGUCUGACCACGAGGAAUCAUCACCAAAGAAAAGAAAGAAACGAUCGAAGAAGAAGAAGAGGAAGGAAGAGUGUUGUCAUAGAAACAAGAAAGGAAACAACAAACAUUCAUCAGAAGAGAAAAAAUCGGGCGUUUUCUACAGCGAGCCAAACAGUCAACCGGAAACUGGCGCAGAGAUCGCUGAGCCGCUUUGCCCUGUAGCCACGAAGACAUACAUGUCCGUUUUUUCUGACCAUGAGAAAAUUCGAAAGAGAAGGAGAAAACGUUCGAAUAAAAAGAGGAAAGCGAUACGCAGCCUUGGUAGACAGGAAGUGACGUCACAGGACAACGACCUAGCUCGUGCUGCUAGGGAGAGGUUACGACUGGCCGAAAUAAAUGUCCUUUGCUACCGACUCGGUGAGCUCACAUUGGACAGCUGCCAACCGGACAGAACUACCGGAGUAAAACGUAAACAUGAACCUGUUCCUCGUGGGGACAUGCCCAGGUGUGAUGUUGAUAGCCUCGAUGUGAAAAUCAGAAAACUAAGCAUCGGUUAAAUUUUUGAUACAGACCGAGGAAAAAUAAACCGAGUAACGGUCAUGGAUAGCCUCGAUUGGAAUAUCAGCCAUCUUAUCAUCGAAUCAGACAGCCCGGGAAACAUUAACUGAACUAGGGGCAUGCAACACAAAAGCAUGUUUGAUAACCUUGACGUGAAUAUCAGAAAGCGAUUACAUGUUACUUUACAUGUUUACAUUCCAAUAUAAUUGUUUUUCUUCGGUGAUGUUCUUAUCUUAAUAUGAAUAUCAGAAAUGUAUUGAAUGUGGCUUUACAUGUCUACAUUCAAAAAGACGUUAUUUUCAUCUUAGAUAUUUACAGACGUCAACAAUCCGGUAUGCUUUUACGUCUCCGAUAUCUACAAUAUCUAUAUACUUAUAAGUUUUGUAGUCGUUUACCAAUGUGCGAUUUCUCGAUCUACUCAUGUUUUAUAUUUAACGUUAGUUUCAGUAUUUUGUUAUUUUUUGAUGUAUUGAUUCAAUAUUGAAUACCUGCCUUCCUCGUAUUUAAUUCAUCAACAAAGAAUUACAUCUGUAUCUAUAGUAUA